AUGGCAGCGAAAUCCGAUGGUCGCGGGGUCGUCACCGGUUUCGCCCAGCUGCACAACCUGGACGAGGUGGUGGGGACGGGAGAGGACGACACUCGGAACGGCAGCUCAUUCCACAUCUGCCACUGCUGCAACACCUCGUCGUGCUACUGGGGCUGCCGGAGCGCCUGCCUGCAUUACCUCCGGGGGAAGGGGAAGGGGAAGGGGAAAGAUGCGGCGCGGCCACCGCAGGAGGAGCGCCUCUGGCUGGACUGCCUAUGGAUCAUCCUGGCACUGCUGGUCUUCUUCUGGGACGUGGGGACCGAUUUGUGGCUGGCCAUCGACUAUUACCACAAGCAGGACUUCCUGUGGUCAGGCCUGACCCUGUUCUUCGUGCUGGUGCCCUCGGUUCUGGUCCAGAUCCUGAGCUUCAGGUGGUUUGUGCAGGAUUACACUGGGGGCGGACUGGGCUCCGUGGAGGGGCUGAGUAGUCGUAGAGCUACAGCCUGUCUGCAAAGAGACAGGUGCUGCCGCCUCUCUGUCUGGGUCUGGCAGACUGUCAUACACAUCUUUCAGAUGGGACAAGUGUGGAGGUACAUCCGCACCAUGUACCUCGGCAUACAAAGUCACCGGCAGAAGGAGAACCAGCGGCGUUUUUACUGGGCUAUGAUGUACGAGUAUGCCGAUGUCAACAUGCUGCGACUGCUGGAGACCUUCUUAGAAAGCGCCCCUCAACUGGUGCUCCAGCUCUGCAUCAUGAUCCAGAGCAACAAGGCUGAGUGGCUGCAGUGUUUUUCUGCCAUGUCCUCCCUCCUGUCCCUGGCCUGGGUGCUAGCCUCUUACCACAAACUACUGCGUGAUUCACGUGACGACAAGAAGAGCAUGAGUUACAGAGGCGCCCUGGUGCAUCUGUUCUGGCGCCUUUUCACCAUCUCUUCACGGGUGCUCUCCUUUGCCCUAUUUGCCUCCGUUUUCCACAUCUACUUUGGCAUUUUUGUGGUGCUCCACUGGUGUGCCAUGGCUUUCUGGGUCAUCCAUGGUGGCACCGACUUCUGCAUGUCCAAGUGGGAGGAGGUACUGUUCAACAUGGUGGUGGGCGUGGUCUAUGUCUUCUGUUGGUUCAAUGUACGUGAAGGCCGGACGCGGUACAGAAUGGUGGCCUAUUACACUGUAGUACUGUUAGAGAACGCCAUCCUCAGCUCCCUUUGGUAUGCAUACCGCGACCCAGCCACCACUGACGCCUAUGCCUCUUUUGCCCUCUGUGGCGUCUUCCUGUGCUUUGCCUCAGGUGUGGUCUGUAUGGUUCUCUAUUACGGGGUCCUACACCCCAUGGGCCCACGACUGAGGGUGCUGGCCAGCUCCUGCUGUGCUGAGCUGCUGUGGGGCCUUCCAUUACCCCCCGAGGCCGAGCCCAUGGCUCCCACACCAGGCCCCCGUGGCUCUCAGGCCACCCCCACACGGGGUCUGGCAGGGGAACAUGUGGAGUCAGACGAAACAGCCACGGACACCUGCCUUCCGGUUUUCCAGGUGAGGUCCACAGAGCCUGUGGAUGCAGCUGGCAGGCCCAUCCGGCCUGAGGGUCCUCUCAUCAAGAUAGACAUGCCCAGAAAACGCUACCCAGCCUGGGAUGCACACUUUGUGGAUCGGCGCCUGCGCAGGACCAUAAAUGUGCUGCAGUAUAUUAGCCCUAAUGCGGUGGGCAUCAGGUAUAGGGACGGUCCGCUUCUUUAUGAACUCCUGCAGUACGAGUCCUCCCUCUGA
Molecule: messenger RNA, 1737 nt
Organism: Seriola dumerili (greater amberjack)
Lineage: Eukaryota; Metazoa; Chordata; Actinopteri; Carangiformes; Carangidae
Gene: xkr6b
Product: XK related 6
Exons: 3
Coding region: 1-1737 (578 amino acids)
Biological process (GO): apoptotic process involved in development; engulfment of apoptotic cell; phosphatidylserine exposure on apoptotic cell surface
Cellular component (GO): plasma membrane
Source: RefSeq, a predicted model, not a curated record